This is a messenger RNA of Uloborus diversus, 12460 nucleotides long. RefSeq lists its product as uncharacterized. The transcript has 40 exons. Gene Ontology annotation, biological process: positive regulation of DNA-templated transcription. Gene Ontology annotation, cellular component: histone methyltransferase complex; nucleus. Bases 93 to 12191 code for a protein of 4032 amino acids. The record is from RefSeq and is a predicted model, not a curated record. NCBI's taxonomy places the organism in Eukaryota, Metazoa, Arthropoda, Arachnida, Araneae, Uloboridae. Gene Ontology annotation, molecular function: DNA-binding transcription factor activity; zinc ion binding; sequence-specific DNA binding.
GGCGCCUUGCGCAGUAAAGGGACUGACAGUUACAGAUUUCUGCACUGUCCAGUGUUUUUUGUGUAUGUUUCUUGAUCAACCCUGUAUUCUCUAUGUAUUUGAAACAUGCUUGUUUGUAUAAACGUCGACAACAAUUAAAGAAGGUUAAAAGAAGAAUAACCUUGAAUCGUUUUGAUGCCAUACUCAGAUGCAAUUCUUUGAUCAUCAAAAUGGCGCGCCUUCGAUUCCCAGGUCGACCUAGGCAUAGAAUCGGGAAGAAUUAUGUAAAAUUUGCGUAUGAUGAUGUGAAAAUGAACAUGGAUGCUUGCAUGCAAGCUCAUAACAAAAUAGAAGUGGGAUUGAAACUCUUUUAUGAACUGUUUGGAUACUCGGAUGAGGAAGAAGAAUUUGAUGGCUUUGGUCCAGAAGAUCUUGCUCAAGCAGAUGCUAUUGUUGCUUUAAAAUUAAAACAAAAGCGAGCUCUACAUCGAUAUUUAGAAUCUAACCAAGAGCUUUCGUCAUCUGGAGCUUCUGAGAUUGAAAGGAUUUUGUCUUCCGAUUCUGAUUCAUCAAGUUCAUCAUCCUCACGUCAAAAGAAAGGCAUGAGAGAUGUAAUUAGGAAACCAUGUGACAAAUUAAUAAAGGGCAAGCUAGAAGAACCACAUAUUCAUAAUAAUAUCACAAAUCAUGAACAAUCAAAGCAGUGUAUAAAAUCUAAAUGCAAUGUAAAGAAAGCUCUUGAAACAUUUAACUCUCAGCCUGAACCUAGGCUCACUGGAAAAGAACUGCCUAAUUUACCUGCUCCAAAAACUGAGAAUCAUUCAAAAAUAGAUUCUGACUUGCAAGGUAAAUCAAAAGCAUCGAAAAAAAAGACUUUGCUUCGACAUCUUUUAGAAAAAACUAAACAUGAAGUAAAAGUUCGUCGAAGACGUAAGAGAAGCAUGAGGCCUAAUGUAAAAAAGAAAUUUCGAAAAAAUUUAAUGUAUAGUUCGAGAAACAAAUACUCCCCAAAUUUAAGGAAAACUGUUGCUGCAGAUCUUAACCCAUCAAGUCAAAUUCGACUAAGACAAAAAUCUUGGUCUACCAAAAUUGCUGACGCAAAAUCUGUUAUAACCAGUGAUCAAACUUCUAAUGCCACCAGCCUGCCGAAACCGGAAAUAACUAAAGUAGUUCAUUCAUCAAAAUCGAAACGCUCAUUAACUGUCGGGCGAAAGAGAUUUGUUUUACCUUCUAUGAGUGCUCGUUCAUCACGGAAAAUUAUUCCCAGAAGGAGAUAUAUGGAUGAAUAUGAUCAGCCACGUCAAAGAGCCUUAGAUGAGGAAAGCCAAGGUUCCAGAUCCUCUCUGAGUGGCAGUUCAGAAGCAAUCUCUGCAAUGGAUGGAGGAAGUAGUCCGGAUGAUUCACGAUUCUCAGAAGACGGGCGCAUUCUAAAUUCUAAAAAGAAAGUGGGAAUUUUAGACCGACCUUUGAUUGUGGAAGGUAAACGCCCAUGGAAGCCAAGUCUAAAAGUUCAAAUGAAAUUAUCUGAAAUGAAACUUGAUUAUCCAUUUGCUCUGAAGAAAAAUAUAGAUGGUAGUUCUGGUACUUCAUCUGGGUCAUUCAAAGAUAUCAUUAAACCAGAUAUGGUAAGUAAAUAUGCAGAAAAAAUGGCUCAAAAACCAAAAGAAAAACCUUUAAAGCUUGUGGAAAAUGUGAAAAAGAAUUUUCCUCUCAAUGCUAAGUCUGAACCUGAUGGAGGAGAUUGUGAUAACUCAGAUGCUCUAGAAGAUUCUAAGAAACCAGAAGAUAAACUGGAAAAGGUAGCUGCUAAAAUUGAAAAAUUAUUAAAAUCCCAGUGGGAAGGUCGACUCAAAGACUCGACUGUCAAACCAUCUACAAAUGUACCUCCAAAGUUUGAAUCUGAUGUUGUUCAUUGGAAAAAUGAGCAGCAGCAACAACUUUCUUGUAAUCAAAAGCGAACUAAAAGCCUUCUUCGAAAAGCUCGUUUGCAGCUUAAAAGAAGGAACUUAAACCUAAGAACAAGGCAAAGUGAUAAGCAAGCAAAUUUGAACGUAGCUGCUGAAAUCAAAGAUGUGAAUAGUCAAGUGUUUCCAAAGAAUUCUCAAAGCAUUCUUCCUAGUCUUUCUGUUUCAGAACAGAUGGAUGUGCCUUCUAAAAAUGUUCCACGUGCUUCAGUUGGAAACGAUUGUGCCUCUGCACCUGGUUGCAGCGUUUGUGGCUUUGCGAAAAUAUGCAGUCAAUCACAAAAGUUAUAUGAUCAAAUCACAUGUGAUCCUUGUAAUAAUUUUUUUGAAGGCUUUGCAAAGUCACCAAAGCAGUAUUUUUGUAUUAAAAAGGGUAAUUGCAAUAUUGACAGUUCUAAGGAAAAUGUAUCUAAAAGAGUUAUUAAUGCUAGAUGUAAAGCAUGCUGGUUGAAAGCUUGCAUGGAGAAAUUGACUGUGUCUACUUUAUUAAGAGAUCAAUUGAUUAAAUAUAUUCCACGUCUAGAUGCUCCUCCCCACAACCCAUUACUAACAGAUAAUGUUGCCUUCUUUCAAGAACCUAUAACUUUUAUGGAUUUGGCAAGAUCUGCUGAAGAAGAUAAAACUGUUGGUAAAAAUACUGGUGAUUCCAAAAUAGAUCAGAUCAAUUUUGUCUCAAGUGUACCAAAACCAUUUGAUACUUUUUCAAAUGCUGCUGAUGACAAAUCCAACAGUUGCAUUACAGGCGAGCAGCAUUCUUUUUCAAGUACAGAUUGUUCAGGAAAAGAUCUUCCUAUCAAAAAAGAAACUUCAUCCGAACUAUCUAAAUCUGCUUCAUUUGAUAAUAUUUCUACAAAUUAUAUGACAGACUUCAAUCAGAGAGCGAUUGAUGAAACUGAUAAAUUAAUCGACUCAAGAAAAUUAUCUUCUGCAACAGACUCAAGUUCUCUUGUUACACCAAUAAAUGGAACUAAUGUAACUGAAAAAAAUGCUGCAUCAUCCAUUGGUGUCAAUGAAGCAGUUGAAGAUGUUACUGUCCAAGAGGAGGCAAAACAAAAAGGACCAAGGAUAAAGCAUGUUUGUAGGAGAGCGGCUGUUGUUCUAGGUUUGCCAAGAGCAACUUUUUCAGAUGUUGGAGACACAAAAGAGCCGUUUUUCUUAAGUGCACUUCCUGAGGAAGAAAAACAGAAAAUAUUGGAAACGGUUCCACAGGAUGAAAAGCCAAAAGCCAUCGAAUGCUCAACUGAAGCUAAACCUGCUGUCAGUGUGAACAAGACCCCUAAGCAGCAAGGGAAGAAAAAACUUCACAAAGAUGUCAAAGUUAAAAACAGAGUUCAUUUAGACUUGUUGAAGAAGUCUUCUCUGCUCAUUCAAAAGGAACAGAAGAGGAGGAAAUUAUUAAUGAAGAAGUCAAUGAAACACUUGCAUAAACAUUCAUUCAAAAAAUCUUUGAAACUUAGCAGAAGAAGUGAGUUAAAAAAAACUUUAAAGUUUUCUUACAAAAGUGCAGUGAAAACUUCAGUAAAGAGUGAACCAAAAGUCGUACCCAAACGCCCUGCAAAAGUCAUAAAAUGUAGGAAGGUUCGUUGUAAACAAUGUGAAGGAUGUCUUGCUGAAGAUUGUGGGCAGUGUGCAUAUUGUUUGUUUCGAAGAUGCCUAAGGCCUGUAGCCCCUGCCUCAGAACGUAGGAGUACCAAAACUCCCCAGACUGAAAAUAUUGACAAAAGUAAGCCAUUUGGUGGGCAUUCUAGCUUUGGAGGCGAUGGUCCGUCUGGAAUCGGCACUUCUUUAACUUCAUCAUCUAGCUCUCCAUCAAGUCCUGAUGGCAGCAGUUGUGGUUCAAGCUGUAGUUCAUCAUCAACUACAUCUAGUUCUGGAAGCUCUGGAAGUAGCAGUUCAAGUUCUAGUGGGAGCAGUAGCAGCACUAGUUCAACCAGUAGCAGUGACAAUGUUACAGUGCCUGAUGGAGAUGUGAUGGGUGAUUCUUGUGCUGCUGUACCUUUUAUGCACAGUAUUGACUCAGAAUCGGUCAUUUUGCAAGAAUCUGAAUGCAUAGAUAAUAAUGUAGUUACAAAUCCCCUUUUUCCUGAUUCGGUUUAUGAUGAAAAUGAUUUUUCUUCUGAUUUGGAUGAAGCACUGUUGGAAGAAUUUGCUAUUAGUCAUGCCGAAGAUAUUGGUUCUGUUGAAAAUGAAUCUGUAUAUCGUGAAAAUGAUGACACAAUUCUAUAUGAAGAAACUUCUAGCAUAAUUGAAUUAAAAAAUGCAAGUUUUGCUCCCUCUCUGAUGUACAGUGCAUCUCUUGAUGAGAGCCAGAGUAACGUUUCUACAUCUACUUAUACCGGAUCUAAGAACCAAAACUCAAAACAAAGUGGAAGUGGCUAUAAAAAAUCCUUUUACAAUAAAGAUCAAGACCAAUAUGGAUCUGCUGGUUCAGGAGGUCAAGAUAGUAAUGAAGAAGAUGACGAUGAUGAAGAAGAUGAUUUUCAGAAAAAACACUUCAUAUAUGCUGAUUAUUGGUUCAAAGUUGGUGUCAAUGAAGCAGUUGAAGAUGUUACUGUCCAAGAGGAGGCAAAACAAAAAGGACCAAGGAUAAAGCAUGUUUGUAGGAGAGCGGCUGUUGUUCUAGGUUUGCCAAGAGCAACUUUUUCAGAUGUUGGAGACACAAAAGAGCCGUUUUUCUUAAGUGCACUUCCUGAGGAAGAAAAACAGAAAAUAUUGGAAACGGUUCCACAGGAUGAAAAGCCAAAAGCCAUCGAAUGCUCAACUGAAGCUAAACCUGCUGUCAGUGUGAACAAGACCCCUAAGCAGCAAGGGAAGAAAAAACUUCACAAAGAUGUCAAAGUUAAAAACAGAGUUCAUUUAGACUUGUUGAAGAAGUCUUCUCUGCUCAUUCAAAAGGAACAGAAGAGGAGGAAAUUAUUAAUGAAGAAGUCAAUGAAACACUUGCAUAAACAUUCAUUCAAAAAAUCUUUGAAACUUAGCAGAAGAAGUGAGUUAAAAAAAACUUUAAAGUUUUCUUACAAAAGUGCAGUGAAAACUUCAGUAAAGAGUGAACCAAAAGUCGUACCCAAACGCCCUGCAAAAGUCAUAAAAUGUAGGAAAGUUCGUUGUAAACAAUGUGAAGGAUGUCUUGCUGAAGAUUGUGGGCAGUGUGCAUAUUGUUUAGAUAAGAAGAAAUUUGGUGGUCCAAACCUCAUUAAACAAGCAUGCAUGUUUCGAAGAUGCCUAAGGCCUGUAGCCCCUGCCUCAGAACGUAGGAGUACCAAAACUCCCCAGACUGAAAAUAUUGACAAAAGUAAGCCAUUUGGUGGGCAUUCUAGCUUUGGAGGCGAUGGUCCGUCUGGAAUCGGCACUUCUUUAACUUCAUCAUCUAGCUCUCCAUCAAGUCCUGAUGGCAGCAGUUGUGGUUCAAGCUGUAGUUCAUCAUCAACUACAUCUAGUUCUGGAAGCUCUGGAAGUAGCAGUUCAAGUUCUAGUGGGAGCAGUAGCAGCACUAGUUCAACCAGUAGCAGUGACAAUGUUACAGUGCCUGAUGGAGAUGUGAUGGGUGAUUCUUGUGCUGCUGUACCUUUUAUGCACAGUAUUGACUCAGAAUCGGUCAUUUUGCAAGAAUCUGAAUGCAUAGAUAAUAAUGUAGUUACAAAUCCCCUUUUUCCUGAUUCGGUUUAUGAUGAAAAUGAUUUUUCUUCUGAUUUGGAUGAAGCACUGUUGGAAGAAUUUGCUAUUAGUCAUGCCGAAGAUAUUGGUUCUGUUGAAAAUGAAUCUGUAUAUCGUGAAAAUGAUGACACAAUUCUAUAUGAAGAAACUUCUAGCAUAAUUGAAUUAAAAAAUGCAAGUUUUGCUCCCUCUCUGAUGUACAGUGCAUCUCUUGAUGAGAGCCAGAGUAACGUUUCUACAUCUACUUAUACCGGAUCUAAGAACCAAAACUCAAAACAAAGUGGAAGUGGCUAUAAAAAAUCCUUUUACAAUAAAGAUCAAGACCAAUAUGGAUCUGCUGGUUCAGGAGGUCAAGAUAGUAAUGAAGAAGAUGACGAUGAUGAAGAAGAUGAUUUUCAGAAAAAACACUUCAUAUAUGCUGAUUAUUGGGAAAACUAUGAUUUUGACAAAAUUUCCUGCCAAGGUUUUGCUCUUAUAUCAUCUCAACAAAUACCACUUCAGUGUGUAUGUUACUUAUGUGGUAGUGCUGGGGAAGAAAAGUUGAUAUUUUGUGUUCUAUGCUGUGAACCAUACCAUACGUUUUGUCUAUCAGAAGAUGAUGUACCUCAUGAGGAAAAUAUUGAAAACUGGUGUUGUAAAAGAUGUCAGUGCUGUGCCGUGUGUGGUCUAAAGAAUAAUCUAUUAAAGUGUAGAAAAUGCCAGAAUGCUUACCAUGCUGAAUGUUUAGCCCCGCAGUACCCCACAAAGCCUUCAAGAAAAAAACGAAUUUGGAUGUGCCCAAAAUGUGUAAAAUGUAAAAGUUGUGGUACUACUUCACCAGCUUCUGGUGCUGGUUUAUUAUGGAAUUUUGAUUUACUUCUAUGUCAAUCCUGUGCAAAGUUAACUGAUAAAGGUAAUUACUGCCCAGUGUGUCAUAAAUGUUAUGAAGAAAAUGAUUAUGACUCAGAAAUGGUUCAAUGCUUCAAAUGUAGUAGAUGGGUCCAUGCAAAAUGUGAUAACAUGUCAGAUGAGGAUUACCAAGUUCUUUCAUGUUUGCCUGAAACUGUGGUAUACACGUGCAUUGAGUGUACUGUGGAACCUGUACCUUUAUGGAGAAAUGCAAUCAAAGAGUAUUUGAAAACAAAAUUGAGAAAUGUAUUCAACUCUCUUAUGGCAUCGAAGAGUAUUCAGCGAAUAAUUAGACAUGAUUCUGAUUAUAGGAAACUUAGUUAUGUUCCAAACAGUUCAGAGAUUCAUAAAAACAAGAAAUUGAAUAAAUCUUGCGAGAAAUUUAGUAUUUUUAGUGCCAUUGAAAAAGAUCCAAAGGAUUCUCGAUCUUCUUCUACCAGUGCUUCUUCACUUACACCAUUGGAAAAUUUGUGUGAACCUACAGAAAGUGGAAAGUCUGAAAUCGUGGCAACUAUUUCAGAUUUGAUCGGAAAAGUUGAAGCAAAUUCCUGCUCCUUGACAGAUCAGAAGCAUAUUGUUGAUUUUAUGCCAGUGAAAUAUAAAUUAGAGCGAGGAAGAUAUAAAAAUAUAGAAUUAAAGAAAACUUUUCCAUGGUUUAAACUACCUGUUGGGAAAUUGUGGAGAAGAAAAGUUGAUUUUCCUGAUGGAAUGCUUCCAAAUGCUGUUGUACCACCCAGUAUAGAUCAUACUUAUUCUCAGUACCUAGAAAGAACUGAUUUACUUUCUUCGUUGGAACUGUCAAGUGCAAUUUCUCUGUAUGAUAGUCGAUCAUGUGUGCUUUGUGGUUACACGGGAGAUAGUACAUCAAAAAAAUGUGGUCGGUUGUUGUAUUGUGGACAAGAUGAUUGGAUUCAUGUUAAUUGUGCUGUGUGGUCUGCUGAGGUAUUAGAGCAAGAGGAUGGGUCUUUACGUAAUGUGCAUCCAGCAAUAGCUAGAGGCAAAUUGAUGAGUUGUGAAUUCUGUAAUCAAAUGGGAGCCACUGUUGGCUGCUGUGUUAGGGGCUGUCCUGCAAAUUAUCAUUUUUACUGUGCAAGGAAGGAUGAAGCUAUGUUACAGGCAGAUCGUAAAGUCUUCUGCGCUCUUCAUAAAGACAAUGUUGAUGCUAAGAUAAUUAGAGAAAGUGAUUUUCCCAUGCUGCGUAGAAUUAAUGUAAGUCAAGCAAGCAUCGCUCCAAAAUGGGUUAAGAAAUUAUGGCAAUCACCUAUGGAUAAGGAUAAAAUUCAAGUUCUUAUUGGAUCAUUAAAAAUUACUAAAUUGGGACAUCUAACUGCUUUAUCCAAUGGCCAUGAAGUGUUGAUUCCUGUUAAUUAUGAAUGCACACGUAUAUUUUGGAGCACCAAAAAUCCAAGAAAAAGAGUAAAAUACAUGUGUCGAAUUGUAGAAAUGCUGCCAGAUAAUUAUCAGUGGGAACCACAUUCAACUACUCAUAAAACAAUUGUGCAUAGUGAAAAUUCUUGUAAAGAAGCAAGAAAGGUAGAUUCUGAAUUGGAUUCAAAUCAGGAUGUCCAGUUGGUACAAAUUUCUGAGAAACAAAAUUAUAGUUUAAUUGAAAAUAUUGUUUUAAAUGAUGUCAAAUUUGUUUUAAAUCGUUUAAUAAAAGCUGUUGUUAAGCAGUUUAAAAAGUCUAGGAAACAAGUUAAUUAUGUUCAUUCACAUGAUUUUAAGUAUAUAAAAAACGGAAAUGAUGAAAACAAUUGUGAUAAAUUAAAAACUAGCAAUACCUUGUGGUUAAAUGGGUUUUCUCCCUGUUGUAAAUCAGACAAAACAAAAAAUAGACAUUCUUCUUCUCAUGAUAAUCAACUGGAGUCACUCCUUGCAGCUUCAGAAAUAGAAAAUAAUAUUAGAAACUGUAAAAAUCAAGUUUUAAAUUCCAAUAAAUCAUCGCAAUUAAAUGCCAAUUCUAUUCUUUUAAAUUCAGAAAAAAAUGAAUUAAACUGUGAAAUAAAAAAAUAUAUUAAAGAAAAUGACUUCAAAAAAUUUAAUAAAUUGUUACAAUCAUAUGUUUUGAAUGGACAAAAUUUACAAGACUCGGAGAAGUUGAUGCACUUAAUUGCGGAAAAAGAAAUAACGAAAGAAAUUAUGGAGCGGUUCAUUCACCAAAAUAAAGGAUUAAAAGCAUUUCCUGAUAACAUGUUGCCAUUAUUAAAAUCUGUUCUCCCCCCAUGUUCUGUAAGGGAAACAGUUCUACCAGUAUUUAAUGUGGAUCCCAAAGAAAAUAGAAUGAAUGAAAGUUCUGGCUAUAGUUCAAAUGAUGACUCCCAUUUGAAGCAUUCAUCGAACAUUCGCUCUUGUACAGCUAAUAACAAUGAUGGUAAGCUGGAUUCUGCUGCAGAAAUGCCCGUACUUGAAAAAUGCAUGUUAACAACUAAAGAGAAUGAAUCGUUGUGGAAGAAAUUGAAAUUUAAUGGCAAAAAUGAUUUUGGAUUGAGAUGUAAUCAGCAAAAUGUUGUUUUAAAUUGUGACAAUACUACUAAAGCUGAUAACAUUGGACUAAAUUCCAUGCUUGAAGAUUCAAACAUUAAAAUUGCAAAUGGUAUUUCUCUCUCAGGACCAUUUAAAUGCCAUAAAUGCAAAAGGCUUUAUCGUACUGAGGACAGUUAUAAGAAGCAUUCUGAAGUAUGUAAUUUUUUCCUUGAUUCUUCAUCUGCUGAUGAAGAUUCAACUUCAUCGGAAAGUUCUGAGGAAACUUUUGAAAGUCUGAAAAAGAAUUUUAUUCUAAGUCAUAAUGAUGCUAAUGCUAUUGCAUCAGCAUGUAAUCUGGAGCCUAAAAAUGACAAUGCAAAUGUGAUGAAACAUCCUAACAGAACAGUUCCUUCUCAAAAUUCGUUGAAGGUUUCUGCUGAUUUGCUGAAAGAGCCAAAUGGUGUUGCAGCAGAAAAUUCAAGCAGUAAGAAGUCACAAUCAAGUUCAUUUUCUGCUCCACUGAAGUGUAAUGCCGCUGCCAAUCAAACUGAAAAUAGAAAUAAAAUAAUAGUGAAUCAGAAUAAAGUUAAUCACAAUUCUACAAAUCAUCAAAGCAAACAUCAAACUUUUACCGCAACUUCUCAAAAUCGGCAUAUUUUACCUCAAAAUCACAUGCAAAAUCAUACUUGGGACUCAAAAAGUAAUUUGCCUCAACGUCUUGAAAAUAACGUGUUGAUUGUUGAAGAACAAGGAAUGCCUUCACAUUUUCAGAUUCCAGAACAACCAGGUCCACAGUUUGAACAUACAGUGCAAGAUACAUUUGUCCAUAGUGUACCAAUGAAUGUAAAUAAUUUAUCAAUAGCUGCUGAAAAUAUUUCUAGUUAUAAUAUUGGGUACAGCAACACAGUUUGCAAUAACUCAGGACUAAUGCAGGUACCUUGCAAUACAUUAGUUAUUCCUCCACAGUCUGAUGGAAUGCAUCAACCUAGUUCUCUUAUUAGUCAAAUUCAAGUGCCACAGAAUAACUUUUUAACUGCUCCAGUUGAACUGACCCAAAAUUCACAGCUUUCAUAUGUUGGAUCUAUCACUAUUACUAAUAAUGAAACUAUGUCGCUAGCUGUCAAUGUGCCUGAUCAAAUUGUUCCAAUUUUUCCUUCCAAUAAUGUAAACUUUGGCCCUACUACCCUGAUACCAAGUCCCUUGCAAAUGCAACAAGCAACUGGAAUACAUCUGUCUACUGUAAAUGUUCAACAGAUAUCCUUACAAGGUUCAUUUGCAUCUAAUUCCUUAAACCCAUUCAUUUAUCCUCAGCAAACAGUUGCUAUUCCUCAAAAUCAGGUUAUGAUCCUUGAGGAACCAAUGUCUCACCCAACUCCACAACCAAACUACAUUUUUCAGGUUCCUGUUGGACAAACUCAAAAUUGUACAUUUCCAUCAAUUUUACCUCAGCAGCAACUGUCACAGCAAUUCACGAAUCAAAUCCCUUUCAAUUCUAUCUCACAAAAUCAAGUAAAUGGUAUAAGUAUUGGAAAUAACUCUUCUAACAUUAAGACAGAACACUUUGAGUCAUCCAGUGCCAUUCCAGUGCAACCUGAUGCAAGAUUAUCUUCUUAUUCAAACCACCUAGAGCCAAAACCUUACUUAACACAAAAUGAAACUAAUUGUGAAUCAAACAUAGUCUCCAGAGUGCAAUCGUUGGAAUCCCGAUUGUCACCUACUGACAGUGCUGCUAGUUCUACUGUUUCUAGUGAAAUGAUGACAAAUUAUAAUGAUCCUUCAGUAUCUUCAACAAAUAAUAAUAUUGUAAGUAUUUUGAAAAAAGCUGCAGAACAAAUGCUAAAUUUGUCUGCAGAAAUGUCUAAAAGAAAAGCACAGUCUAAAGAGAAAUCUUCAGAAGAGAAUACGGCUGAGAAAAAAACUCGCUUUGCUCAUACGCGGAAAGUUGCAGCUCGAACGGCUGAAAAAUUAAAGAAGAAAAGGGCAGUGUUGAAUGGUAAUGUUAAGGAGUCAUCUCAGCCAAAGACAAAAAGUCUGCACUUGAAUAUUGCUGCUCUUAAACCAGCCUUUACAAUUCCUAUUGUUCCUGUUACUAGUCUCAACAAAGAUAUUGUGUUUAAUUCAACUCAGCCUCCUGUUCUUGAAGGCCAGAAUGCUAAAGUGCUUGCUGCUACUUCUUGUCACCCAACACCUUAUGCAAAAACUUCAAAUGAUUUGGAGAAAGCUCUUUCUGAUUCUGAUUUGUAUUCCUUUGAUGAUGAUAAUGAAUCCAUUCUUUUGAAGAUACAUAUGAGAGAUAUGGAAUUAAAGACCAACAAUGCCUCCAAAACAAAGCCUUACAUUAUGUAUGAAAUUCAAAGUGAAGAUGGUUUUAAUGUGCAAUCAGAUAGUCUUAAAGAUGCAUGGAAAAAGGUGUAUGAGGAAUUACAAGAUGCUCGCAUUGCUGCUCAUAUGAAAAAUAUUUCUAUUGAUCCUGAAGAUAUUGAUGGCUUUCACAUGCUGGGCUUGGACAGCCCUGCAUUAACAUAUCUUUUGGAACAGUUGCCUGGAGCUGAAAAAUGUGCAGAUUACAAUUUUACUUUUCAUAAACCUGGAAAGGAUUUCUUUGAGUUACCUGAGAAUGCUUCAGGAUGUGCUCGGAGUGAAAUCUACACAACUCGGAGAGAAUAUGAUAUGUUCAGUUUCUUGGCGUCUGAGCAUCGUGAUAGGCCUAUUUUCUUGCCCCCGGAGGAGGAAGAAGAAGGUGCUCAAAAAUCAACUAGGAGAUCAACAAUUCUUGAUUUACCAAUUGCAAUGCGUUUUAAAAAUUUGAAAUCACUUGCAAGGGAAACUGUUGGAGUUUAUCGUUCUAGCAUUCAUGGACGAGGACUGUUUUGUAAACGCAACAUUGAUCCAGGAGAAUUGGUUAUUGAAUAUGCUGGUGAAGUUGUGAGAUCAGUGUUGACUGAUAAAAGAGAACGGAUAUAUCAAAGCAAGGGUAUUGGAUGUUAUAUGUUUCGAAUUGAUGAUGAUGAAGUAGUUGAUGCAACUAUGCAUGGAAAUGCUGCUAGGUUUAUCAAUCAUUCAUGUGAACCAAAUUGCUUUUCAAAAGUGAUAACUGUUGAUGGCAAAAAGCAUAUUGUGAUAUUUGCUCUUAGGAGGAUAAUCAAAGGUGAAGAACUGACUUAUGAUUACAAAUUUCCUUUUGAGGAAGAAAAAAUACCAUGUCAUUGCAACUCACGAAGGUGUCGCAAAUAUCUUAAUUGAGCUUUGAAGAUCUAAAGAUAUUUUCAAGACAUCUGUUGACUUUCUGUGAUAACUUUUAUAAAGAAUAUUAUCAAGACUUGAAUUUUAUUAUUUUUUCUAGAUGCUUAAAAGGUGCUGUUCCUUACUUAUGUAGAUAAUAUAUAGCAGCUUCAAAUUCUAUUUAUACGAAUUAAUGUAUAUACACUGUAAAAUCUCUUUUAACAAAUUGUAUAAAUUUAACAAUUUUAUAUUGGAUCAGAUUAUGUGACUUGUAAAUAUGUGUAUGAAUC